Messenger RNA from Aspergillus ruber CBS 135680, 1294 nucleotides. RefSeq lists its product as uncharacterized. NCBI's taxonomy places the organism in Eukaryota, Fungi, Ascomycota, Eurotiomycetes, Eurotiales, Aspergillaceae. Bases 445 to 930 code for a protein of 161 amino acids. The record is from RefSeq and is a predicted model, not a curated record. The transcript has a single exon.
GAGCGAGGCUAGUCUAUUUUGGAAGAGUCUCCACACGUGAUGUCACUUGGAAUUUCACUUGGAUUCGAGUUCUAGCCUAUUCUAUUAUAAAAUCAGGAUAUUACCAUGGUAACAUCCCACGAAAAUAGCGAGUCAAAGCGAAAAGCGACAAAGAAAAAUAAUGGCAGUGGCUGGCUGUUUUCCCAGCCUCUCAGUUUUUUGCUAAUCAACCAUGAGUGGUUGACUUGAUAGUCACUUGUUCUACAAAAGUACCUUCUAAUUCAGAGAAUUUAUAUGUAGGCUUGCUUUCUCUCAACAUCCCAUUUUAGCCAUUCUCCAAAGAUCCAUCGCAUACUAGCUACCUUGAUACUGCCAUAGCGCAUUCAAAAUUUUGCACGGAACCAACUACAUCAGAUAUAAGAAUAUUCCAGCUGACCUGAAACGUCUUCGAUUCCAGAAAAUACAAUGCGUUUCUCUUCAACAGCUGCUUUAUUUGCACUCUCUUCUUUGUGUGCUUCCUAUGUUCUGCCUUUCGUCCAUCCACAGCAGGCCAGUGACAAUCUAAUGCGACGAGAGCUACCAUAUGCCGUGGUCAACGUUGACGGUGAUGAUCAGACAACUAGCAACUCCCACUCGAGCAGCAGCAGCAAAACAUCUCCAGUCAUUCAGACAGCUGUUCAAACCAUGACUGCGUCGAGUCCUCCAUCCCCACCGGUGACUGUCACGGUGACUACGACUGCCUCCUCAACUCCUAUCAUUUCGUCAUUUCCGUGCAGCAGCAACAGCAGGCCCGUGUCCGGUUUGAGUUUGCCUCCAUUGAGUAGAGCUGGGACUUUGAUCACUGCGCCUAGCCCUAGGCCUAGCAGCACGGCCUCUUUGGUAUCGGGCCAGACGAGCAGUGGCAGUCUGACUAGAACUGCUCGUGUAUCAUCAACCACGGAUCACAAUUGAUUUAUAUCUCCUUAGAUUGCAUGGAAAUUCGUGGCGAGGACCGGCCUCGAGGAAUUUUAUGCUUGACGAAUAUUCUAUAGGUACUACGGAGCCUCUAUAAACGGGUCUGGGGCCUAUGAGCCGUGCAAACCAUUCGAUUCUCUUCAUGAUUAAUUAUGCUUUGGCACGGUCUAAACAAAAUAAUGAGAAACAUGUGCAACGGGCGUUCUCAAUGGGUAGUUAAUGUUGAUUCCUGUUGAUAUUGUAUCCUCUCGGCACCAAUGUCUGUCCAGCUGGAUUGAUCUAUGAUAGAGACAUGAUAAAUAGACUCAUUAACUAAAUUUAAAUUGUCAAGUGCAAUAAAUAUCUAUUUCCUAUGGACAAC